AUGGCGUGGCUGGAGCGUGUUGGAGGCAUCCGCAUGCUGUCUCAGCUUCCUCCAGUUCGAGCUUUGGCGACACGAUCAACCCAUCCCACACAGCACCUGUUCCCAGAUCAUCUCGCAGCCCUGGUAGGCUAUCGCUGCCCAGAUGUGCCACGGACCGUUCUCAACUCACCAUUGGGAAAGUACCCGCUGGCUUUGGGUGGGGCGGGAGUGCGGCGAGCGAUACGCCGCGACCACCCUCAGUUCAAUUCGGUCUUGGACUUCUCAUCCUAUACGCCCUUGAAAUCACCUCUUCGGUACGCCAAAGGUGAUGCCAGCCACUUCCACAAGGCGGCUAUGCAGUACUUGUUCGACCAGAUCGAUCCGACUUCCUCCCAGCCUAUGGUGACGUUCCGUCACAACAAAGACCUGCUUGCCGACACUGCUGCGACCCUGUUCAAUGUCCUCCAGCCUGUAGGAAAGAUGGGGGCGGCUGCCACCACCAAGUCGCAGAGCUCCGUGACUCUGAUGAACGCUUUAGCCACCACGGGCGCCUUACUGUCAGAGUCAAAGCAUCGAUCAAGGACCUACCUGGAAGACGACGAGCGCGCCCUAGUGAGCGAGUUUGUGGUCGGAUUUGCCAAUGCGUUUCUGUCCCAACCGUCUUCCUCCCCGGCCUUUGGGUCCACCGAUUUUGCCCUUCUCCUCGGCUCAAAACAGAUCAAGCUGCACACCGCGGCAUGCCUCGAGCUGGCCCCACACGCCACAGGCGCUGUGGAGGCCAUUCAUCGUUCAGUGAGGGAGAGUCAUUACUCGAUCUCCUGGAAAGAUGAGGUUCCCAGCUACGCAAACUUUGAGGAUGGGCUAGAUAGGGGGUUGGACCUAGAGCUGGCCCUUCAUGAGGUCGUACGCGAGCUGCACGGGAACGAAACAGACACUCUUUGGUACGGCGGCAUGGACAAUGCCAUUCUGUUCAAGCUCGUCGCCCCCAACGUUAUCGACGUCUCUGAUCCUGUUCCGCGGUCUGGCACGACCGUGCAACUCUCUCGCAAGUUUCCAGGUGUCGGCAGAACCUUUACGAUGACCCUGCCCGCGGGGUUGAUAGCUGCGGCCUGCGACACACCUCCUUCACCAAGCCUCUUCGUGCCCACGCUUGCCCUGGACUGGUUCGAUAUCGGGCAGACCUUGUCCUCGACUACCACCACUACAGCAGACGCUGGUAGUCUCGGCCUGCUCGCCAACCCCGCUCCCUAUACCCCUUCUCCACCACUGCCAUUAUUGCCGUCUGGCCCCACGCUCAGCAUCACUCUGGAAUGCUUCGCUGGUGUCCGCUUGGCCUUUGAACUGGAUGCCAAUCGCCCCAUGGAGCUGAAGCCUGCCGUUCUCCCUAGUUCCUUGUCAAAGAGUACGCCAAACUUGACAACCACCCUCAACCGUCCGCUCCACUCGGGUAGGACGUACGAUGGCUACGCUGCGUCCUGGACGGGAGACUCCAACGACAAUGGUGCAGCCACUGGAGACGUCGUCGUAAAAGUUGCCCAACCAGCGUUCGACACGGGUCAAUACCAGGACUUUGAACCUACCGGAGUUUUGCCAACUGUCUCUCCGGAAGCGGCUCACGAUACCGCCUUGCGCGUAUACGCUGAGGCUGGUCUGCUCAAGUCGGUGCUCUCGGGACUGGGUGUCGCCCCACGCUUCCGAGGUCUAUGGGUGGGCAAUGGCCUCGGCCAGGAUCCUCCAACAGCCAGUGGCUUCUCCACGUAUCUCGUCAUGCUUCUCGACGACGCCGGUCCCAGUCUGCUGGAUCUAGGAUAUAAAUGGUCAACCCUGCCUGUGGAUACACGUACUCGGAUUCGCCAGCUUUACAAUACCAUUCACAAGUCCUUUGUGGUGCACGGAGACGUGGGCCUCAAACACAUCUGUCGCUCUGCCACCACGGGGGACUUGACUCUUAUCGACUUUGAAAAUGCCCAGUGUGUUGACCCGGUGACUGGCUCAACUGAGAUUGCGGAUGAAGCGGCCAGCGUCGAGGAGCUCCUCUCUAUAUAG
Apiotrichum porosum is the source of this 2025-nucleotide messenger RNA. RefSeq lists its product as uncharacterized. NCBI's taxonomy places the organism in Eukaryota, Fungi, Basidiomycota, Tremellomycetes, Trichosporonales, Trichosporonaceae. The record is from RefSeq and is a predicted model, not a curated record. The transcript is spliced from 6 exons. The coding region runs from base 1 to 2025 and encodes 674 amino acids.